AUGCCUGGCGAUGUGGGAGGCAGUCUCUUGGCUUUGGCUACGCCCAAUCAUGUCGUCCAGCCUGCAAGAGGGGUUUGCAUUUCGGUGCCUCCUUCAUCUAACCUCAUCUGGCAGUCUCGCAAUCCCCUCUGCACCAUGGCAUCCCUCAAAGUCCUUAACAGCCCCCAAUCCUAUACGAUCGCCUGGAUCGCUGCUCUUCCCAUCGAGCGGGCCGCCGCAGAAGCGAUGCUUGACGAGGAACACGCAGCUCCAACCGGCUUCACUAGACACCAAACCGACACAAACGUUUAUACAUGGGGCCGCGUGGGGGAGCACAACAUCGUAAUUGCUGCACUGGCCUCCGGGGUCUACGGAACCACCUCUGCGGCGACCACAGCCUCUAGCCUUCUUGCCUCUCUGCCAUCUAUUCGCAUCGGUCUCUUGGUCGGCAUAGGCGGCGGUAUCGCUCGACCGGAUGAGAAUCAAGAUAUUCGGCUAGGUGAUGUAGUCGUGAGCCAGCCCUGUGAUACCACGGGCGGCGUCUGUCAGUACGACUUAAUUAAGGCCAAUUCGGGUGGCAAGUGUGAGCGAAAAGGAUUCCUUGGACGACCCCCGACGGUUCUCCUCAAUGCGCUUACCAGUAUUCAAGCCCGUCAUGAGCGGAAAAACUCUGAUAUUCCCUGUUACCUUCGAGUAAUGCUGGAGCAGAACCCGAAGAUGGGCAAGAGAUCUAAGCAGAAUCCUGGCUAUACUCACCAGGGCUUCGACAAUGACCGACUUUUCAAAGCUUCAUAUGUCCAUGUCCCUGGCCUGGACUGUCAGGGAUGUGACACAGCUGAUGAGAUUCAACGUGAUCCUCGAGAGACUACCAACCCUGAUAUCCACUACGGGACUAUUGCAUCUGGUAAUACACUUGUCAAAGAUGCUGCUACACGCGAUCGCAUUGCUGCUGACCUCGGUGAGGGUUGCAUCUGCUUUGAGAUGGAAGCGGCCGGCCUGAUGAAUCACUUUCCCUGUCUUGUAAUCCGAGGCAUCUGUGACUAUGCCGAUUCUCAUAAGAAUGAUCGAUGGCAACGAUAUGCCUCGGCAACUGCUGCUGCAUAUGCUAAAGAGCUUCUGUCGUAUGUGCCAGCUGUAGAAGUUCAGGAGACUAAAAGGGCAGUAGAAGUUCUUCAGCUAGUUCAACAACAGAUUGACAACUUACAGCAGACGGCAGUCGCAACAAAGGCUAUAACUGAUUCUAUCAGGUCUGAUCUUUGUAAUAAUAAGAUCAGGAGCUGGCUUCGUCCCCCAGAUCCGUCUACAAAUGCCCACUCUGCAAGGACACUUCGCCAUGAAAGGACAGGCAUAUGGCUGCUGGAAAACCCUGUCUUCCAGUCAUGGCAUUUAGGGUCGCAUCGACAUUUAUGGCUCUAUGGACUUGCGGGAUGUGGUAAAACAGUUCUCAGUGUCACUGUGCUUGACUAUCUCAUGAAAAGAAAUGAGGGUCUUAUCCUCUACUUCUUCUUUGACUUUAGCGACAAUAGGAAGCAGACCUUAAAUGAUAUGCUACGGUCGCUUGCUUUCCAACUUUAUCAUAGUGGGGCUGGCUCAGCAACCCACCUUGAUGUGUUGUAUCAAGCAAACAAUGAUGGUAGCCACCAACCUGUAACAGAGACACUCUCAGAUACUGUUUUAAGAAUGCUUACAGCCCAGAGGAAGGUCUUUAUUGUCCUGGAUGCAUUAGAUGAAUCAAAAACACGGGAUGAUAUUCUCCUGUGGAUCAAGGAAAAAGUAUCCUGGCCAGAGUUGGUUCAUGUCCAUUUGCUUUAUACCAGUCGACCUGAAUCUGAGUUUCAGCAAUACAUACCCCCUCUUAUAGGACAGAAAAACUGUCUACGGUUCGAUAAGAAGACUGUCAACUCCGAUAUCCGGUCUUGGGUCACAGCACAGCUUUCUCAACGGCAUGAAUUUACACAGAAGCCCUUGUCUCAGGAGCUUCUUGAAGGGAUCCGAAGUAAAGUUGGUGAUGGGGCGGAUGGGAUGUUCAGGUGGGCCUUUUGUCAAAUGGACAGCCUGGCUCGAUGUCGUCACCAGGCAGCUAUGGAGGAGGCUCUUGCAUCUCUACCACUGAGUCUAAAUGAGACAUACCAGCGUAUGCUAUCAAGUAUACCGACAGAGCUAAAAAACGACGCAAUACGCCUUCUACAAUUCCUAGUGCAUUCCAAGAGACCUCUGAAGCUAGCCGAAGCAAAAGAAGUAAUAGCGACACAUAUCGAAAGCGAGUCACCAAAGUUUGAUAUCAAACGUCGAUUGUUCUGCGAGACUGAUAUUUUGGCUUACUGUCCUAGCUUAGUGACGUUUAUUUAUGCCUUUGAUACAGAACUACAUCUUGCUCACUUUUCUGUCAAAGAAUUCCUUCUCAAUGAGAAUAACUUUGGGAUUACUAAUGCCAGCAUUGCUAUCACGAUGACAUGCUCAACUUAUCUUACGGACAUCAACUGUAGCAAUAGCAAGAUGGUGGAGGAAUUUCCAAUGGCGAGAUACGCAGCAGAGCUUUGGUCGGACUUUGCCGCAGUGGCUCAGGCUUCUGAGGAUAUUGUUCGAAUGACUGUUUUAUUCCUAGAAAAGGAAUCGACAUUUCAACGGUGGACUCAUUUAUAUCAGCCUGAUAGGAGUUGGGACACUAGUCCUGGUCCUCCAAAGGGUUCUAGGCUCUACUAUGCUUCCUUCAUUGGGCUUAUAGCUUCUGCGCAGGAUCUAAUUGGCAAGGGAGCAGAUGUCAAUAGGCAAGGCGGCUAUUAUGGCAAUGCUCUCAUCGCCGCCUCGUGGGGAGGCCAUCAAGAGAUUGUCAAACUCCUCUUAGACCAGAGAGCAGAUUUCAAUGCGCAAGAAGGUUACUUCGGCAGUGCUCUCCAGACUGCCUCAGUGAGAGGCCAUCAAGAGAUUGUCAAACUUCUCUUAGACCAGGGAGCAGAUGUCAAUAAGCAAGGCGGCUAUUAUGGUAAUGCUCUUCAGGCUGCCUCUUUAAGAGGCUCUCAAGAGAUUGUUAAACUUCUCUUAGAUCAGAGAGCAGAUGUUAAUGUGCAAAAUGGCUACUAUAGCAAUGCUCUCUACGCUGCCUCGUGGGAAGGCCAUCAAGAGAUUGUCAAACUCCUCUUGGGCCAGGGAGCAGAUGUCAAUAGGCAAGGCGGUGAGUAUGGCAAUGCUCUCCAGGCCGCCUCAGCAAGAGGCUAUCAAGGAAUUGUCAAACUCCUCCUAGACCAGGGAGCAGAUGUCAAUACGAAAGUUGGCCAGCAUAACAAUGCUCUUAUUGCUGCCUCAUGGGAAGGCCAUCAAGAGAUUGCCAAACUCCUCUUAGACCAGAGAGCAGACGUCAACGCGCAAGGCGGCUACCAUGGCAAUGCUCUCCAAGCUGCCUCAGCAAAUAACCAUCAAGAGAUUGUCAAACUCCUCUUGGACCAGGGAGCAGAUGUUAAUAUGCAAGAUGGCUACUACAGCAAUGCUCUCUACGCCGCCUCGUGGGAAGGCCAUCAAGAGAUUGUCAAACUCCUCUUAGGCCAGGGAGCAGAUGUCAAUAGGCAAGGCGGUGAGUAUGGCAAUGCUCUCCAGGCCGCCUCUGUAAGAGGCCAUCAAGCGAUUGUCAAACUUCUCUUGGACCAGGGAUCAGAUGUCAAUAUGCAAGAUGGCUACUACAGCAAUGCUCUCUACGCUGCUUCGUGGGAAGGCCAUCAAGAGAUUGUCAAACUCCUCUUAGACCAGGGAGCAGAUGUCAAUAGGCAAGGCGGUGAGUAUGGCAAUGCUCUCCUGGCCGCCUCUGUAAGAGGCCAUCAAGCGAUUGUCAAACUUCUCUUGGACCAUGGAGCAGAUGUCAAUAGGCAAGACGGCCAGUAUCGCAAAGCUCUCAUCGACGCCUCAUGGGACGGCCAUCAUGAUAUUGUCAAACUCCUUCAAAGAAGGGGUGCUAUUGCGUCAUCUUCAAAGCGGUCUGGCUCUCGCGUUACAAGCAAUCCAGUGAAGAAAUUUCGACUUAUGGAAUCUGAACCUUCUGAUGAGACUCAAUGA
This is a messenger RNA of Penicillium manginii, 4023 nucleotides long. Its product is annotated as Pfs NACHT and Ankyrin domain protein. Lineage: Eukaryota; Fungi; Ascomycota; Eurotiomycetes; Eurotiales; Aspergillaceae. Gene Ontology annotation, molecular function: catalytic activity; protein binding. Gene Ontology annotation, biological process: nucleoside metabolic process. The coding region runs from base 1 to 4023 and encodes 1340 amino acids. The record is from RefSeq and is a predicted model, not a curated record. The transcript is spliced from 4 exons.